This is a messenger RNA of Penicillium chermesinum, 1497 nucleotides long. It is a transcript of the gene dhh1, whose product is annotated as DExD/H-box ATP-dependent RNA helicase DHH1. The transcript has 4 exons. Lineage: Eukaryota; Fungi; Ascomycota; Eurotiomycetes; Eurotiales; Aspergillaceae. Gene Ontology annotation, molecular function: RNA helicase activity; ATP binding; mRNA binding. Gene Ontology annotation, cellular component: P-body; cytoplasmic stress granule. The coding region runs from base 1 to 1497 and encodes 498 amino acids. The record is from RefSeq and is a predicted model, not a curated record. Gene Ontology annotation, biological process: P-body assembly; cytoplasmic stress granule assembly.
AUGGCCGACGCUCUUGCCUCUCAACUUCAGAACACUUCACUCGGGGAUGGAACAACUCCAGAACCAAAAUUGCAAGAUUCGCUAAAGCUACCUCCUAAGGAUGCCCGGCCACAAACAGAGGAUGUCACCGCCACCAAAGGCCUGGAGUUCGAGGACUUUUACAUCAAGCGCGAAUUGAUGAUGGGAAUCUUUGAGGCUGGAUUCGAAAAACCCUCACCCAUUCAGGAAGAGACCAUCCCCGUCGCUCUCACAGGCCGUGACAUUCUGGCUCGAGCAAAGAACGGUACUGGCAAGACGGCUGCCUUUGUUAUUCCUACCCUCGAACGUAUCAACCCCAAAAGCACCAAGACACAGGCUUUGAUUCUAGUUCCGACACGAGAGCUAGCUUUACAGACCUCGCAGGUCUGUAAAACUUUGGGUAAGCACCUAGGGAUCAAUGUCAUGGUCACCACGGGUGGAACCGGAUUGAUGGACGACAUCAUUCGAUUAAAUGACGCCGUUCAUAUCCUGGUCGGUACUCCCGGGCGAGUUCUAGAUCUGGCUAGCAAGGGUGUUGCCGAUCUUUCUGAAUGCCCUACCUUCGUUAUGGAUGAAGCUGACAAGCUGCUGUCCCCUGAGUUCACCCCCGAUCGCCAGGUCAUGCUGUUCAGCGCUACAUUCCCGCUUAUUGUCAAGUCGUUCAAAGACAAACACAUGCGCAAUCCUUACGAAAUCAAUCUCAUGGACGAACUUACCCUUCGCGGUAUCACACAGUACUAUGCCUUUGUGGAGGAGAAGCAAAAGGUUCACUGCCUGAACACUUUGUUUUCGAAACUCCAAAUCAACCAAUCAAUCAUCUUCUGCAACUCCACCAAUCGUGUGGAACUUUUAGCCAAGAAAAUCACGGAACUCGGCUACUCUUGCUUCUACUCGCAUGCACGCAUGCUUCAACAGCACCGUAACCGAGUCUUUCACGAUUUCCGUAACGGUGUUUGUCGCAACCUGGUUUGUUCAGAUCUCCUCACUCGUGGUAUCGAUAUUCAGGCGGUCAAUGUGGUCAUCAACUUCGACUUCCCCAAGAACGCAGAGACUUAUCUGCAUCGAAUUGGCCGCUCUGGCCGGUUUGGGCACUUAGGUCUUGCCAUAAAUCUCAUCAAUUGGGAAGAUCGUUUCAACCUUUACAAGAUUGAGCAAGAACUAGGCACUGAGAUUCAGCCGAUUCCGCAGAACAUUGACAAGAAACUCUAUGUCUACGAUUCCCCUGAGAACAUCCCCCGUCCUAUUUCUGGUCCACCUCAGCCGCAAGCGCCUCCCGGUUCCCAGCCCGGAAACGGCGAGCGCCAACCUCGUCGCCAGAAUCAUCAGAAUGGCCAGUACUACAACAAUAACAAUCGAGGCCGAGGCUCUUAUCGUGGGGGACGAGGACAAGGCCCUCGACGGCCUCCACAGAACGAUCCCAACCGAGUAGGAUUCCCUCCCGGGCAAGUGGGGACCAAGCCUCCUGCGCCUGUCGCAUGA